Notodromas monacha is the source of this 4293-nucleotide messenger RNA. The record is from the annotation of a GenBank genome assembly. Lineage: Eukaryota; Metazoa; Arthropoda; Ostracoda; Podocopida; Cyprididae.
AUGGGCAUGUUAUUUGAGCCCGGUGAUUUAUGGGAGUGCCCGGAAAGACUGGUGUCGAAGCGCAGUGUCGACUUUCAGACCAACCACGAAGCCGCCAUUGGGGGACUGGCUCCUGCUCUGAUCAGAAGCUUUGAUCAAACAAAAUUAGACGUUGUUCAAACCGCUGAACUCUGGCGGAAACUUGGGGACUUGCAGCGAGCUGAGUGCGAGUGGAGAAUGGAGAAGGAAACUUUGGAGCAGCAAAUCAAGGAGCAUCAGCAGCAAGCGGAUCGCUUACGAAUGCUUCUUACUGACAAAGAAACCCUCAUUCAGCGGCUCAACACAUCCAUUCAAAGCAUGGAAGAGAAUGGAAAUCAGCCAGACACUGGAUCCAAUAUGGAUUUGGCGGCGAUGCGGGACGAAAUUCGUAUCUUGCAAAUAGCGCUUCGCGAUAUUGCGCAAAUGGUCGUAGAUGAUGCAGACAGAACCGUUCAUGAACGCUCACCCUAUGAAACGCAUCACGUUGCCCUCAGCCAACAGCCGUCUUCUUCAACCGCUGGUGCUGGAACCACUGAUGUUACCAAUACCCUGCCAGGGUCGCAUGUGGACUUCGCAGAAGAUGUUACCAUCCAUAGACCGAGAUCCAUUUUGUUGCGCAGCAGCAGUUUGCUCAGGAGUCCGAGAAGAUCCCCAGGAACAAAAGGAGAUAUUUUUCCGACUUCUCCGGCAUUCGCGGAAGGAACUGUGGCAGCUGUUCAGUCGGCUUUCAACCGUCGACAGUUACAGAUACACGACCUGCAGAUAAAAUUCGGCUCAACGAAAGAGCAAUUGUUGCUGGUUCGGAAACAAUGUGAACGAGCUGAAGAAACGGUGCGGGCGAUGGAAGGUCAAGUGGAUGACCUCAGGUCAGAACUCGCCAAGACGAACCAGAUCAAGCUGGAACUGUCAGCUGAACGUGAUCGGCUCUCGAAUUCCCUCCAAACUGCACUCGAGGACCAGUCGUCGUUGGAAAAAAUUCGAGUCACUUUGAAUGCUCAAAUUGAAACCUUGAACGAAGAAAACAGCAAGCUUCAAAAGCACAACGCUGAACAGCAACAAACAAUUGACAAGUUAGACGAAGAAAAUCAGACUAUAUCGGCCGAAAUGCAGCGUGUUCGCUAUGAUCUCGACGAAUCCACCAUGAAGCGAAAAUCGCUGGAAGAGCAAGUCAGUGGACUGAAAGAAGAACUGGUGUCGCUUCGAAAUGGUUUGGAGAACACCAUGAAGCGAAAAUCGCUGGAAGAGCAAGUCAGUGGACUGAAAGAAGAACUGGUGUCGCUUCGAAAUGGUUUGGAGAAGUCAACUAUAAACCGUGAUGUUUUAGAACAAGAAAAGGUUGAUGUCGAGAACGCUCUCAUGCACUCUGAUCUCAAAAGAAAUCAAUUCGAGGUGGAAGUAACGAGGCUAAGAAACGAGCAGGCGGCAUUAAGGGACGCGUUGUUGAAAUUCCAAACCCUCAAUGAAACACUUGUUGAGGAGAAAACCUCCUUAAACGACCAAUUGCGGCAUGUUGAACAAGAAAGAAAUGCGAUUCAAGCUGAGAAGAAUGAACUUAAUCAAGAAUUACACGCGUUAAAGGAAGAGCAUUUGAUACUGGAGCAGCUCAAACUUGAGUUGGAAAGUGCUCGUCUAAGCGUUGACGAACAGAUCAACGUUCUUACAAUUGAUAAAGAAAAGUUGGAAUCCUUCAUUCAAGAAGGAAAUCGCGAGAAGCAAGACAUGCAAAUGGAAUUUACUGCCAUUCUAAAGCAGAAAAAUUCUUUCGCCGAGGAAUUAUUGCUAUCAAAACGAGAAAUCGAACGAAUAACGUCUAUCCUCGACCAAGUGAAUGUCGAAAGAGAAGAACUCUCGAAGGAAAAGUCUGAUUAUAUCGUUAGACAACAAUGCUUGGAGAAGGAAGUGCAAGCCGUGAAAGAAUCUCUGGGGAUGAUGCGCGUGGAAAAACAGGGGCUCGAAUUUUCUUUAUACGAAACGCAGUCGGCUUUAACUCAGCUUGAAGCAAGAAAAGAACAGUUGGAAGGCGAGAAUCAGACUUUGCUUUUGAAGCGCGAAGCAUUGACGACGCAGAUCAAUCAGUUACGAAAAGAUUCCGCGUUGGAAAUUGAGAAUUUGAAGCACGAACGAGAUUCCUUGAGGGAGCAGAUUGAUCAAAUUGUACGCGAAAAUGCCAAGAAAUUGAAAAAUCUCGAAAAGGAUCUUGAGGCGGAAGUCAGUCGCAAAGAGGAAGAUAAGAGCACUUCGGUGAAAAAUCUUGAAAGAAAGCUGGCGGAAAUGACCACGAAAUUGAUGAAAUCAAAAGAGCAGGCCGUUGCGGAGAAGGAAGAAAGUAUCUCGGACCUCCAACGCCAAGUUCAUUUGAUGCGUAGAGAACACGAGGAAGCCAUGGUUUUGGCCGAAAACGAUAAACAGCAAGCACUAAUGCUGGUUCAACAGGAGCAGACAAGUUUGCAGGAGAAAAUCGCCUCAUUGAACAAAGAAAUUCUGGAGUUGAGAAAUGAAAUUGACCGACUCCGAAGGGAUGGAUCCAAUCGCUCGGAACACGAUCGCUCAAAUUAUUACGUUCUUCAGGGACAAUUGACCAAAUUGAAGAACGAAUUGCGUGACUCAGCAGCUUCUCACGAACACGUUUUGGCUGAAAUAAAAUCAGAAUUGGAAGAUGUCAAACGCUUGCGGGAUAAUGCCAUGAGAGAAGUUGGUGAGUUGCGUGGAAGUUUGCACGUGGCUGAGGAACACAAGGCAAGACUUCAACGUGAGCUGAACGAGGCUCAGCGGAAGAUAAAAGAUGUUGAGGCCGCCAAAGAUCUUCAGCGUCGGGAAACUGAUGAAGUUCGACGACUGCUGAACGAAGAAACUCAUGAAAAGAAUUCUCUGUCUGAGACGAUCGGCGAUCUGAGAGGAAUGGUUAAGCGAGCGGAAAGUGAGAAGAAUGAGGUUAAACGUGAUCUCGACGAGGCGGAAAAAAGACUUGCCGUUUUGGAUGAUGCAAAAGCCGCUGCUGAAAAAGAAAUCAGGACUUUGCGUGACUCAUUGCGGGAAGCCGAACGAACGCAAAUUGAAACUACGCGAGAGGUUUCUGAUUUAAAACGCCAGAUUAAAUCAUUGGAAUCUGAACUGCAAAACCGAUCAGCAUUGUUUGAAGAGCUGGAAGCGAAGCUGAAACGUGAGGAAGAAAGGGGGGAUGAAAACCGCAGGGAAUCGUUUGCUCUUCGACAAAAGAUCAUGGAAGUCGAGACUGAGCGGGAUACAGCCAUAAAAGAAGUGGCGAAUGUGAACAAACGCUUGAACGAUGUGGAAGAUUCGAAUGAAAUGAGUCAGUCAGCUUUUCAAACUGCUCUGGAGGAAUCGACCCUCAAUGUUCGGAAAUUGGAAGAGGAACGCAGAAAUCUGGAAAUUUGUCUCAACGACUCCACAUCGCAGUUGCAAGAACUCAGGGUGAAAUUGAGUGGUGCAGAAAGCCGAGUUACUGCGUUGGAUGCCCAAGUAACGCAUUUGGAAUCAGCCAAAAAAGACGUCGAAGGAAAGCUGACGGCCAUUUAUUCCUCGUUGCGUCGCGUUGCUGGAGUUCGUUUGGACGGUUCUGGCCAUUCCUGGAGACCACCAAGUCCAUUGAGACGUAAAGGACCCAACAAAGGAUUUUCCGGCGACAGUUUCAAUGACUCAGAAAUACCACAGGCCAGAGUUUCAUGGCAGCAAAUUGACAGUGGAGUUGGUAGCGAUAGACAAAGCAUCGUUUCCGAAGUCGACCCUGAAUUGGUUCGCAAUGGACUGAAAGAUUUGAUGCAGCAAGUUGCCUCAAUUGAAAAAGAAAGAGAUGAUGCUCUGGCUCAUUGCAAUACACUUGAAAAAGAACUGAGUGACUUCAAGGAGAAGUGUGAAAACUGGACCACACAAGAUGCAUUGAAGCAGAAACAAUUGGAUGAUUUGCUGGAAAAGAAACGCAGUCUGGAAGGACAAUUGAACAACUUGCAAAUUGCGCUGUCCGACAAGGAAGACAUAGUGAAAGCGAAAGAUCGGGAAAUUCGUCAUGUUACAGAGAAGUUGAAUGAGAAAAAGGAUGAAAUCAACAAAUUCGAAACAGAUCGCCACUCACUUGAGGAAGAGCUGAGUAAGUUGAAGCAGUCUGAAGCUCGGCUGGAAAAAGAGAGACGUAACUUGAUGGAAUCCCUGGAAAAUGCAACUGGACGAAGUACACGUGUGGAAGUUUCCAAAAGAGCCCUUGAAGGCGAUGUUCAACGCUUGCAGAAAGCCUUGAAUGACAAAGAAAGUGAAAACCAG